UGUUGCCUACUUGGUCUUUCCCUACAUUUGGAGGGGCAGAGGGCUGGGAGGUGGGAGCUCUUCUCCUCUUUCCCAGGCAGUCUGAACUCCUUGGAUGGCGAGGCUGAGAUAGAGCCAGAAUAAAGAACAACGUCCAGAUUGCUUCAGCUACAACUGCUUAACAGGGAGUGCCUGGAGAUGCAAAAUAAGCAGUUUGCAGGUAUCAGGAUCAUGCAAUUAAAAGGGAGUUCCUCAGUGGUUGAACCCUGUGCUGAACACUUCGCUUUCAAACCAGCUUAAUGUCAUCGCGAAACUGAGGCGAUAGUGCGAUCCUACGGUCACGUAAGACUCUGAUGAUGUAACAGGGGACAACAGUAGAUGACUGAUGAAAGCCUGGAGGACAGGCGGUGGGCGCUGCGGGAGGACACCUCGGGCAGACCCUCCGGGGCAGCCCUGCGGGUUCCUGACGCUGGCUGCGGCCUGGUCCCCGGGAGCCGCUGCACCACGCUGACGCUCGCUCCUGUCAACGUGGAGAAAGCCAGCGGGCAGGCAGGCGCUGGAAGCCACCGCCACGCAGACACCCGCAACCACGCGGGAGGCUCUCAGGAAUUCAAAGGCUGGAGGGGGAAAAAAAAAAAAAAGAAAAAAAAAAUUGGAUUUAUUUCAUUCGGUAGCAGGUACUUUUAAAGAUCUUCAAUCGUGAAAACCAUAAACUGGCAGAAAAUUCCUUGCAGCGUAUCACACGCUGUCGGAAAAUCCAGAGAAAAAAGCCCGUUCAACCACUUUAGGUAUCUGGGUACGUGGGCCAGGCACCAUAGAGCUCCCUCCGGCGCUAGAGCGGCCACCGCAGAGCCGGCAGCAUGUAGCAGGAUCCGCCAUGCCGCUUGUGGGCACCGUCUCCUGCGCCGCUUCGCGGUCGCCAGCCAAUCGCCGCGCAGGGGGGCACCGCCCGGGUGGGCGGGGCGGGGCGGAAGUGGGCGGGGCUGGCUGUGCGCGGGAAGCGGGGCCGCGGCGGCAGGUUGCUGGGGGGGUUGUUUCUGCGUGGGGACCGCUGCUGUGGGGACGAGGGGGUUGGUCACGGCGGCAGCUCCGGAGGGGGGAGAUGCAGUUCUCCAGCAGCCGAGCGAGGCAGAGGCAGGCGCGCCUGGCUGGGGACCGGCGGGAGCUGUACCCUCACAGCCUGCAGUUCUACCUGGAGCCCCCCACGGAAAACAUCUCUCUGGUGGAGUUUGAGAGCUUUGCCGUCGACCGCCUGAGGCUGCUCAAAGUAGUUGAAAACCUUGGUGUGAGCUAUGUAAGAAGUAGUGAUUUGUACAGAACUAAGCUGGAGUCUGAGCUCCGGAAACUUAAGUUUCCCUACAGAGCUUUGGCUGAGGAUGAUUAUGAGGCCAGAAGAAAAGACCAUAUCUCUCAUUUCAUACUACGUCUUGCUUAUUGUCAGUCUGAGGAUCUCAGGCGUUGGUUUCUUCAACAAGAAAUGGAUCUCUUGCGGUAUCGCUUCAAUGAACUAACUGACGUUUUAAGACAGAAAUUCCUAGAACAUGUCAAUUUAUCAUUCGAAGCUAUUAGUGAAGACCUGAAAAAUGAAUUGGUGAAUGAUCUGUAUAUAUCAACCCCUGGCUUCACUCCAAGUAAAGUAAAAGAACAAAUGUUCUACCGGGUUGGUCUUGCAGAUGCUGUGGAUCUGUUUAGAGCCAGAAGAGUGUUUAUUAAAGAUGGCUUUGCAUAUGUGCCACUUAAGGACAUUAAUGCGAUUGUUUUAAAUAACUAUAGAACAAAGUUAUCUAAAGCGCUGGCGCUGACAGCACGAUCGCUGCCUUCCAUACAGUCCGACGAGAGACUACAACCUCUGCUUAAUCAUCUCAGCCAUUCUUAUGUUGGCCCAGAUUACAGCGUGCAAAAGAACACUGGAAAAAUUUCACUAGAACAGAUAGAUGCUCUUUCUGUGAAAUCAUUCCCUCUUUGCAUGCGCCAGCUGCACAAAGGGCUACGUGAUAGCCAUCAUCUCCGGCACGGGGGCCGUAUGCAGUAUGGACUGUUCUUAAAAGGCAUUGGCUUGACUCUGGAACAGGCACUGGAAUUUUGGAAGAAAGAAUUUAUCAGAGGAAAAGUGGAUGCAGACAAGUUUGACAAAGGAUAUGCUUACAGCAUUCGCCACAACUACGGGAAAGAAGGAAAGAGAACUGAUUAUACCCCAUACAGCUGCAUGAAGAUUAUCAUGUCUAAUCCACCAAGUCAAGGGGAUUAUCAUGGGUGCCCAUUCCGCCACAGUGAUCCUGAGCUAUUGAAGCAGAAGCUGCAGUCAUACAAGAUCCCUCCCAGUGGAAUAACUCAGAUCCUGGAAUUAGUGAAGGGCAUGCAUUACCAACUGGCCUGUCAGAAGUACUUUGAGUUGACACACGAUGUUGAUGACAUUGGGUUUUCUUUGAAUCAUCCGAAUCAGUAUUUUACAGAGAGUCAAAGGCUAUUAACUGGUAGUAGAGAACUGAAGAAGGAACUAAGUAAUUCAGGAAACUCUCAACAAAAAAGUAAUAGUCAGGAAAGCAUGAAUUCAAAUUCUACUCCCACUUCUUCAAAUACAAUGGCUGAUGCAGAACUGGAGGGACUAGAGGCGUACUUCACUGAAGAUUAAGCAGCUGUGGUAUUUGGGCUUUUUUUUUUGUUUUGUUGGGCUUUUUUUUUCCCCUUUCGUUUAUUAUUUCCCUUCUCUAGCUGAAUUUAUCCUUAUACUAAGGAAUAUGCACUUCACUGUCUCGAAGACACAGGUGUUUAGUACUUUGAAUAGGCUGAAAUAAAGAAAGAUACUGAAGCUAUAAUUGCAUCCACUACUUUUUCGCAGUGCUUUAGGAUACUGUUUUAUAUGUCAUAUUGAAGGAUGGGAAACAAAAGUUCCUUACCAAUUAUUAGGUGAUUUUUGUCUGAUUUACAUUUCCAGGUUUUCUUCAAAAUGUUUAGAUAAUUUAAUCCCGUUUUGCUGUCACUUUUAUAUGUUUCUUCUUAAUAAAUAAAUUA
Messenger RNA from Tyto alba (common barn owl), 2991 nucleotides. RefSeq names its product DNA primase subunit 2 (gene PRIM2). Gene Ontology annotation, biological process: DNA replication, synthesis of primer. Lineage: Eukaryota; Metazoa; Chordata; Aves; Strigiformes; Tytonidae. Gene Ontology annotation, cellular component: alpha DNA polymerase:primase complex. The transcript is spliced from 14 exons. The record is from RefSeq and is a predicted model, not a curated record. The coding region runs from base 857 to 2611 and encodes 584 amino acids.